GUCGAGUUGUGAUUGGACAAUUGAGAACGAGUCGGAAGUGGGGUCAGUCGCCUUCUUGUAAAUUACCCGUAAUCUUAUUAAAUGCAGCAUUAAUCUAUUGCGAAGUGAGGAAAGUCCUGAAGAACUAUUUCAAAAGUAACGACAAAUUACUGUCGUUACUGAAAGAGAUAGGACAUGACAAAGGCGUUUCUUUUUUGUUCUGGGUGUUUCCGAAACGUCGUUAGCUGUUAUUGUUCGUUAGCUGUGCUGCCGCCGUCGUUAAUUAGCCCAUUUCUGACAUCUGGUAUAAAAAAUUCAAAACAGACUUUAAAGGUUAAACACGCCAAGCAUUGAUAACCCCGUUCGUAGUCCGACACUCCGGAGCCACAGGGUCGAAGUCGUCAGGGACUCUCCAUGAAUAGCUAGCCCGGCGGCUAAGCUAGCUACGGUCAGCUAGUCUCCUAGCCUGCUAACAUGCCGCUUUUGAACGCCACCAUGAAUAAACGCAUACUCCUCUUGUUAUAUGUGCUCGGUGCUGUCAGGACGGCGGCUGACGGGAUAGAAUCGAGUGACAGGUCCCAAGAAAAGCCUUCUGACGGAGAACUUGAGGAUAAUCACCAGGUGGGACAGGAGACAGACUUCGGGCAAGGGACUGACAGGGAACCCCCUGCCGAGGAAGAGGACCUUCCCUCUCAGCCAGCCCCCAGACAGGAGAAGCCAAAGGAGGUGCCCGUGGUGAUUGGAGGCACCGCUGCUGGGGAGCCCUGCUUGUUCCCCUUCCUUUUCCUCGGGAAGGAGUACUUGGAUUGCACCACCGAGGGCAGGGGAGAUGGCCGGCUCUGGUGCGCCACCACCUAUGACUACGACCGAGACAAGAGAUGGGGCUUCUGUGAGACGGAGGAGCAGACAGCGCAGAGAAGGCAAGCAGAGGAAGCUGAUGAGAUCUACCAGAGAGCUGUCCGCACACUCAAUGGCACCAGUAAGAAAAGUCAGAAGAAGGAGGCUUAUGAGAAGCUGAAAAAGGCAGCAGACAUGGGCCACACCAAGGCUGCGGAGAAGGUGGCCUAUGCCAUGCUGUUUGGAGAUUACAUGAGCCAGAACGUAAGCUGGGCGAAGGAGCUAUUUGAGAAGCUGGCACUGGAGGGCUCACCCAAGGCACAGAUGGCCCUGGGCUUCCUGUAUGCUGCCGGUUUAGGGGUGAACUCCAGUCAGGCCAAGGCACUGGUUUACUACACCUUCGGGGCUUUAGGUGGAAACCUGGUGGCUCACAUGAUCCUGGGCUACAGGUAUUGGGGUGGUGUGGGCGUCCCCCAGAGCUGCGAGUCGGCCCUGACUCAUUACCGGCUGGUGGCCAAUCACGUUGCCAGUGACAUCUCUCUGAUGGGGGGCAGUGCGGUGCAAAGGGUCCGCCUGCUGGAUGAGGUGGAAAACCCUGGUUCCACCAGUGGCAUGCUAGAGGAAGACCUUAUCCAGUACUACCAGUUUCUAGCUGAGAAGGGAGACGUCCAGGCCCAGGUUGGCCUGGGCCAGCUACAUCUGCAUGGGGGCCGGGGCGUGGAGCAGAACCAUGAGAGGGCCUACAACUACUUCAAUCAGGCAGCCAACGCUGGAAACACGCAUGCCAUGGCAUUCCUGGGGAAGAUGUACUCUGAAGGUAGCGAGUUUGUGCCCCAGAACAAUGAGACUGCCCUACGGUACUUCAAGAAGGCGGCCGACCUGGGCAACCCUGUGGGCCAAAGUGGCCUAGGUAUGGCCUAUUUGUACGGCCGAGGCGUCCCUGUGAACUACGAGCUGGCGCUGAAGUACUUCCAGAAGGCAGCGGAGCAGGGCCUGGUAGAUGGGCAGUUGCAGCUAGGCACCAUGUACUACAAUGGCAUUGGUGUCAAGCGAGACUACAAGCAGGCCCUGAAGUACUUCAACCUGGCCUCUCAGGCAGGCCACAUCUUGGCCUUCUACAGUCUGGCUCAGAUGCAUGCCACAGGCACCGGGGUCAUGCGCUCCUGUCACACGGCUGUGGAGCUCUUCAAAAACGUGUGUGAGCGCGGCCGGUGGUCAGAACGCCUCAUGACGGCCUACAGCAGCUUCAAGGAGGGUGACUCCAACUCGGCCGUGGUGCAGUACCUGCUGCUGGCUGAGCAGGGCUAUGAGGUGGCCCAGAGCAAUGUUGCCUUCAUCCUGGACCAGACAGAAGAGUCCAAGAUCUUCAGUGAGAAUGAGACGUACCCCAGGGCACUGUUGCACUGGAACAGGGCAGCGGCUCAGGGAUAUACUGUGGCCAGGAUAAAGCUAGGGGAUUACCACUUCUACGGGCAUGGCACAGACGUGGACUAUGAGACAGCUGUGAUUCACUACAGGCUGGCCUCAGAGCAGCAGCACAGCGCCCAGGCCAUGUUUAAUCUGGGCUACAUGCACGAGAAGGGCUUGGGCAUCAAGCAGGACAUCCACCUGGCCAAGCGUUUCUACGACAUGGCGGCGGAGGCCAGCCCAGAUGCCCAGGUGCCUGUCUUCCUGGCCCUCUGCAAGCUGGGCCUCCUCUACUCCCUGCAGUAUCUGCAGGACCUAAGUGUCAAAGAGGUCAUGUCCCAGGUGGACCUGGACCAGCUGCUGGGACCUGAAUGGGACCUCUACCUCAUGACCGUCAUUGCCCUGCUGCUGGGCACUGUCAUCGCCUACCGUCAGAGGCAGCAUCAGGCCAUCCUGCGACCCGCUGCUGCUAUCCCCCCUCAGCGAGCCCCUGCCGAGCCGCCUAAUCUGCAGUGAGGGCUAGUACUGCUGGCUGUGCAGCCACGCGGGCACUAGUUACGGCAUACAUGCAUGUCUGGGGGAAUUGUGUGUGUGUGUGUGUGUGUGUGUGUGUGUGUGUGCGCGCGCACGUGCAGAUGGAUUCGUAUGUGCAGGCCCUUGGUGGGGUUUUUCCUGCUGUCCUCUCAGAACUGGCCCAGAAUGACAGAUAAAACAGGCUUUAUUCAGAGAAAAGCUAGUCAUCCUUUUCUUUGAUCUGCCCACUAUCAGGGGUGUACACCUCUGGAUGACUGACCUGCAAUGUUUACUCUGCUCCGGGGGUUUGACAGCAAUCUCCUCUUCGGAUUCCUUUUCCAUACUGAAGCUGACUCGCUGUGUACCUGCCUAGUCAAAAGUGGCAGCACUCAAUCUCAGCGAAGAGCUUGGCCCAUGAUUUGGCAGGUUCUUGCCUUUUUAUUUUGGACUGAUGAUUUGUGCAUGGAACCAACCUUACAGCAGAAAAUGUAACUUGGUGCCAUCUGCGGGAGUGUGAGGACUGGUGCACUUCAGACAUACAGGAGCUUAAAUUGAAGAAUGAUCGUAGUAAUGAGCCUAACCCAGGCAUUUUUAUUAUUUUGGGUUAUUAUUUCUGUGUUUUUUUUGCUUUUUCCUGUUGAGAUGUCUUUGGCAUUGUAUCUGUACAGCUGCCAGGGGGCAGCAGAGAACCAACCCAUCUGUCAUGUUUCUGGACUAUCAGGAGAGGCUUGUACUGGUGGCCUUGUAGCAGUUAUGUCAUGCAGCAUUAAGAAACCUGUGAAAUGUCUCCUCACUGUUGGUUUUCAACCCUAGAUUCAGCUUCGGGGUUUGAAAAUAAACUUAUGAUUGAGCUUAUCAGGUUUAUUUCUCUACAUACAAUGUGUUGCAUUCUAAGUACUGGCUGCCUUAAAGGAUUUUAAGGAUAUUUUUGGGAUCAGUCCCUAUCAUUUUAAGUAAAGCAUUGACCAUGUUAAAUGCUGAUUCAGUGUUAAUCGCUUCCCGUGAAAUGCGUCAGUUUUGUAUUUUUCUUUUCCAGGUUGUCAUGUCACCUUAAAAUGGUAUAGCCAGGAUGACAAUCCCAUUUUCAACUACUGUCCACUGUGUAUGUUCCUUCAGGCUUGAAUUAAUCCGUAGAUACCUGGGGGUUACCGCAUGCUCCUGGAACAUACCUGAGCUUCUUGGUGACCAAUCUCAGUCUCACUUAUGAAUAUGUUUAAUGCACAUAAUUCCCCUGCCCAUUUAAAAGGCUGAAUUGAGCUCCACUGUGGACUUUGAGAUCCUCUAGUGCUGUGCUUCAGAGAGGAAUGGAGGACAAAAAGUUGUAAAUGUCUGUUGAAAUAGCAAUACUUUAACAGUGUAUACAUUUGUAAAGGAAUAAAUGCUGUUUAUAUAAUGCUAUAAAUUAAGUGGGUUCAAGUACAUUGAUUGAAAGUAUGUGUUAUGUGAUUUACCUUAACUAAUCCUGAGAUCUGUAAAAUUAAAAUGUUUUCACCUGUGUA
Brienomyrus brachyistius is the source of this 4235-nucleotide messenger RNA. RefSeq names its product protein sel-1 homolog 1-like. NCBI's taxonomy places the organism in Eukaryota, Metazoa, Chordata, Actinopteri, Osteoglossiformes, Mormyridae. Gene Ontology annotation, molecular function: protein binding. The record is from RefSeq and is a predicted model, not a curated record. The transcript is spliced from 21 exons. Gene Ontology annotation, cellular component: endoplasmic reticulum membrane. Gene Ontology annotation, biological process: ERAD pathway. Bases 454 to 2739 code for a protein of 761 amino acids.